Molecule: messenger RNA, 696 nt
Organism: Rhopalosiphum maidis (corn leaf aphid)
Lineage: Eukaryota; Metazoa; Arthropoda; Insecta; Hemiptera; Aphididae
Product: eukaryotic translation initiation factor eIF1-like
Exons: 3
Coding region: 271-603 (110 amino acids)
Biological process (GO): translational initiation
Cellular component (GO): eukaryotic 43S preinitiation complex
Molecular function (GO): translation initiation factor activity; ribosomal small subunit binding; RNA binding
Source: RefSeq, a predicted model, not a curated record
AUCAUCAUAGUCAUUGUACCCAUAAUCAUCUGCACGUUUAGUUUGAUUUCAUAUUUUCGUUACCAUUCAUGAAAAAAUACAUUGAAAGUAUAAUAUAUACAUUUUUAUUGCCAUAAUACCUGCACGCCAGUUCUUUUCUCUCGAAUCUCUUCCCAGUUCCCGGCGUUGCUGUUCAGCUUUUGAAGUUCAACCUACGUGUCCAAAAGUUCUACCGCCGAGCGGAAUCGUAAAAGGCCAGUCGAGUCGACACAAGAGAUACGAACAAUACGUAUGUCAAUCCAAAAUCUCAACGUAUUUGACCCGUUUGCUGAUGCAAACAAGGGUGCAGACGAUGAUGUUCAAGAUGGGCUUGUUCAUAUAAGAAUUCAACAGCGUAAUGGCCGUAAAACAUUGACAACGGUUCAAGGUCUAUCAUCAGAAUAUGACUUGAAGAAGAUUGUACGCGCUUGCAAAAUGGAGUUUGCGUGCAAUGGUACAGUAGUUGAUCAUCCUGAAUAUGGUGAAGUGUUACAGUUACAAGGAGACCAGCGAGAAAAUAUUUGUCAAUGGUUGACUAAAUGUGGUCUGGCCAAGUCUGAUCAACUAAAGGUCCAUGGUUUCUAAUACUUUGUAUAAUUACUUUACUCAGUCAAACAAAUUACAAUAAUUAAAAAAUUAAAAACAUGCGUUAAUAAAUUUAAUGUUUGAUUCUACUGA